Oncorhynchus gorbuscha (pink salmon) is the source of this 4172-nucleotide messenger RNA. RefSeq names its product cingulin b (gene cgnb). Lineage: Eukaryota; Metazoa; Chordata; Actinopteri; Salmoniformes; Salmonidae. The coding region runs from base 257 to 3856 and encodes 1199 amino acids. The transcript has 21 exons. The record is from RefSeq and is a predicted model, not a curated record. Gene Ontology annotation, cellular component: myosin complex.
CAAACAGGUUGCUUUAGCGGCGGCAGCAGCAGCCGGAGCAGGAGGAGUUUGUUCAUGUCUGCAGUGUAUUGUGAAACAUAUUCUGGGAUGCAACACGGCAAGUGAGCACACGCAUCUCUUGAUAAUCGAAGGGUACUUUAGACGUCGCUUCUGAUAUCUCGCCUGGACCUUCCUCCAUUCUAGCAGGCAGGAAGUGGAGAAAAAGGGACCUAGCCCUAAGAAUUUUAAUAUCCUCUAGCCCAACCAGGAAGUCAAAAUGGCCCUCUCCACAGACAGGAAGCCUCCACUUGACUACGGCGUCCAGAUCCGCUUCAUCAAGGACCUCCAUGAUACUGGCGGGGGCUACCCCGAGAAGACCAGAGGGGGCAGCGGCGCCAUGCCCCUCUCCAACAAGUAUGGGGUGGCCGUCCGGGUACAGGGCAUCUCCGGCCAGCCCUACGUGGUGCUGAAGGAUGGGGAGAAGGGCGACUCGUAUGGGGUGCAGCUGAAGACUCAGCAGGCCCAGUCACAGAACCCCAACUUAGGCCUCUCCUCGCCCUACAACAGUCUGCCCCAGAGGAAGGAAGGGGGGGAGAUCCAGAACCCUUACGCCCCUACUGGACAAACACUCAGCUUUCCGGUCUCUCCAAAGUCCACACCAGAGGGCGAGGGCAGGGAGGACUUUGGGAGUCCUUUCAAGAGACCUCCUGGGGAUGGCCAGGCUGGGAGCCAGAGAGAGGGUGAGGGUGGGCCCCGGAGGGAAGGACAGAUGAAGGUAAAGGUCAAGGAAGAACCCAGUCCCACAGCAGCAGAACCCUACAGAGUGGAUAUGAAGGAGAGAGGUUGGGUCAAUGGGGAGGAAUUUAAUGAGGCAGGGCUCAAACCGGUUAGUCCCAGAGGGGCCAGACAGAAUGGGGUGGGGCUCGGUGGUUUGCUGGGCAGAAAUGGACUUGAUUCGUCCAUCCCAGAACCCCCUCCUCCAGCGUCGUUCAAUGAGGCGAUUGUUCCUGCCAUCGACAAGACCUCCCUGGCGCCUAUCAACAAGCUGAUCAGCAAGUUCAACAUUGGCACUCCUACUGGACAGAGUAGGGGGCGCUCCGGAACAAGGCUGCGGCUCAAGUUCGAUGAACGCAGACGCUCCAGAAGUCUGGAUGCUUGCAAAGAUGUUCAUCGUGAGGUCUCCCCUCCUUCACCAACUCCCAACACUACCUCCUUGCUCUUCUCCACCUCCUCAUCCACGUCAUCCACACCUCCGUACAGUAGCCUAGGAAUGAGCCCUGUCUCAGUUGCCAAGGCGACAGCCCUCCCUGGCCCCAAAAUGAGCUUCAGAAAGUCACCUGGGAAGUUAGUCAAGGAUACACCUCCUGCCAUCCCACCAAAGAAGACUGGGAUGCCGGCCCCUCGGAGGAAUCAGAGUGUAGAGGUCAUCAGUGGAGAGGAACCACAAACCAAACAAGCUGUCUACACCAUCCUGAAAGAGGGGACCAGUGAGAGUGAUUUAUCCAUCAAACGUAAAGGCAACCUAGUCUACGAGACGACCAGUGGUGCUAAGGUUCCUCCUAAACAAGGGUCUCAUGAGAAUCUGAAGAAGGAGUUGGAGCAGCGUCUGAAUGAGAACCACCAGCUUCAGGAACAACUGGACCGCAACAAAACCGAACUACAGAUGGCCCAAGAAGAGUUGACCCAGCUGCGGAUGGCCAGGGAGGGGGCAGAGUCUCGGGUGCGUCAACAGGAAGACCAGCUGGCUGAGCUUCAGGAGGAGCUGAGGGGAAUGCCAGAGAACACACCACAAACCGACUCCAUGUCACUGCAGACGGAUGUGAUAUCGUUGCAGGCGGACCUGGCGGAGGCGGCAAUGUUGCGGCAGCGUCAGGAGGAGGUACUGCGUCAGAGGGAGAGAGCGCUGACGGCCCUGAAGGGGGCGCUGAAGGAAGAGGUGGGGAGCCACGACCAGGAGAUGGAAGCCCUCAGGGAGCAGUACAGCCAGGACAUGGAAACCCUGAGAAGCACCAUGGAACAGGUGUCACAGUCCCAGCAGCAGAUUGAGGAGGAGAGGCAGAGGGUGAAUGAUGCCAUGCUCUGCCUGGAGGAGGAGCUAGAGAGCUGCAGGGACCAGGGUGGCCAGUGGAGGAAGCAGCUGGAAACCACCACAGAGGAGCUUCACAGCAACAAGCAGGAGCUCAUGAGAGCACGUUUGGAGAAGGAAGAGUUUGAGGGGGAGCUGAAGGAGCUUCAGGAUUCACUGAUGUCCAUGAAGAAGCAGAUGCCUGGCUUUGACGAGGCAGACUCUUAUGCAGAGGAUCUUCAGCGUUGUAAUGAUGAUAUCAAGCAGGCUCGCACGGAGGUUGACAGACAAAAGGUUGAGCUAAAUGAGAAGGAGGCGGAGCUUCAAGCCCUGAGGAGGGCUAGCCAAGUACGGGAGUCUGAAUUGAGGUCAGAGAAUGACCGACUGAAGGACCAAUUACGGCAGGGGAAAGAUGAGCUCGAGAUGGCACUUGAGAAGGCAAAGCAGUCAUCAGGUGGGUCCUCACCAUUGGAUCAGGGGAGUCUGGAGCUUCAGGAAGCCAACACAAGACUGAGAGAGAGACUGACUCUCAUGACGAGGCUUCACUCCAGCGUGCCCCAGAGCUCGGAGGCUGAGCAGGCACUGGAAGAUGAGAACCGCUCCCUGAGGUCCCAACUGGAGGAAGCCAGGCGAGGAGCCUCCCGUCUGGGCAAGGACAGGGAUGAGCUGGGCCAACGGCUGGAGGAGAGAGAUCUGGAGAGAGAUGCGCUGCGCAAGGGCAAGAGUGACCUGGAGGAGCAGAAGAGACUGUUAGACCGGGCCCUGGAGAAGAUUAGCAAGGAGAUGGAGGUGAUGCUGGGGGACUCCCGUCAGUCGGUGCAGGCCCUGCAGAGCCAGAUGGAUGAAUACAGGGAGCGCUCCAGGAGAGACCUACAGGAUGCCCAGCGGCAGGGCAAAGACCGACUGGCUGAACUGCAGAGGGCCCAGGCCAACUUGAAAACACUGCAGGAAGAGGUUUCUCGUUUGAAGAAAGAGCUGCUGGUGUGUGGGGAGGAGAGGGACAGCGCCCAGCUGGAGAGAGACCUGCUCAGCAGCCGCCUCAAACAUCUGGAAAGCGAACUGGACUCUGAGAGGAGCUCUCAGACGGACCGCAACAGGGAACUCAGAGGCCUGGAGGACAAAGUGAAGACGAUGGAAAUUGAAUUGGAUGAGGAGAAGAGCAGCGUGGAGCUUCUCAAUGAUCGUAUUGCACGCAGUCGAGAACAGAUUGACCAGCUGCGUGGAGACCUGAUGAAGGAGCGCUCAACCGUACACGACCUGGAGAUGGACAAGAGUGUCCUAGAGAGACAGGUGAAGGAGUUGAGGUCCCGUGUGGCAGACAUGGAGACACAGUUCCGUCCCUCCACUGGAAUGACUUUGUUAGAGGGUAAAGUGCAGGAGCUGGAGGAGAGGCUACACAGUGAAGAGAGAGAGAAGCUGAGUAUCCAGGCCUCCCAGAGGAGAGUAGAGAGAAAGCUGAAGGAAAUAAUCGUCACUCUGGACCAGGAGAGGAACCAGCACGCUGAGCAACGAGACCAGCUGUCCCUGCGUGUGAAGGCCCUGAAGCGUCAGCUGGACGAGAGCGAAGGCGAGGUGGAACGACUAGAGGGGGUCCGCAGGAAGGCUCUUAGGGACCUGGAGGAGCAGCAGGAGCUGCAGGAAGCACUGCAGGCCAAAGUCACAGCACUGGAGUCUGAGAAGCGGAAGGUGUAUCAGACGCGUCGACCUGUCCUGGGAGCCUCCAACCUCAGUUCUGAGGACGAGGAGGGUUUUUACGACAACAGCAUCGCCUCCAUCCUCACUGAGGGACAAUUACAUACCACCAACUGCUAGGGAGAGAUUUUUUCAUAUAUUAAAUUAAUAGAUUAAAAUAUAACUGGUUAGAGGGAGGUACUCAGGACUCUACAUGAAGUAGCUAACAUGCCAAGCACUACGAAAUUGACUUGCAGUUAUUUUUCUGGUUUUAUGAGAACUAGAUUGCUGUGUCAGAGGUUGGUUGCCAGUACAAUCAACUGUCAUCCUGGCACCAUAAUUUCCUUUUAUUUUGUCAGUUAAAAUAUGAGAUAUUUUGUAGAUUGACUAAGCCAAGGGCCCAAAGAACUCUGGUCAAAAGUAGUGCACUGUAUAGGGAAUAGGGUGCCAUUUGGGA